AUGAUUAAAGCUUGCCUUACCCCAAAAGAAUUAAUGCAACAUUUGAAAACUACCAAAGGAUUUAACCGACUUAUAGAUAAGGUAAAAAUCAUUUCCCUAGAAAACGGAAAUGGCUUAGCAGAAUUCACAAUCGAAGAGGAACACACAAAUUCAAUGGGCCAUUUGAAUACAGGAUGUGUCGCUCAUGUAUCGGAUAUGCUAUCGAGUUUUGCAGUUUCUACUCACAAACUCGGCAAUGCCAAUAACUUUCAUGUAUCUGUAAAUAUGAAUUUCGAAUUAUGUAAUCCUAAAGUCAAAAUUGGAGAUCAAGUUCAAGUCCAUACUAAACUCUUAAGUUGGUGUCAUACUUUGGCCUUUCUAGAAAUUCUUUGGAAGAACAAAAGUACUGGGGACAUUGUAGUUAAAGGACAUCACAAUAUGUUACGAAUGAAAUAA
This is a messenger RNA of Ceutorhynchus assimilis (cabbage seed weevil), 435 nucleotides long. The record is from the annotation of a GenBank genome assembly. NCBI's taxonomy places the organism in Eukaryota, Metazoa, Arthropoda, Insecta, Coleoptera, Curculionidae.